UGAACUUAGUCCUCCAGCUGGUGGAAAGCAUGGUGCCGGCUCUUGAUUUCCUUCCAGGAGCUCGGAGACCGAAGCCAAGCCUGUCAUUUUACAGGCAAGGACACCGAGGCUCCAACAGCAGAUGGGACUUAUCCAAGGUCACACAGAGCUUGAACCCAGUUCUUCUGAUCUUCUGUCCAGAUUCUUUCCAUUGCAACAUGACUUUGUUAUUGUAGUACCUGAUUGGCAUCAUUUUCCAUCAGUUAAUAAGCAUUUAUUAAGUACCUACUUGUGCUCGGCACCAUGCCACAUGCUGUGGCCACAGAGAAAAGGCAAAACAUGUUCCCUGCCCUCGAGCUCACAGUGCAAUGGGAGAAAAAGAUGGUGCGACCACUGUACUUGGACCCUUGUGCUGAGCACAGUGCCUGGCACACAGUGGGUGCAUAAUAAAUGUUUGUUGACUGAUUCAGGACAGAGAACCUUCCCAGCAUGGGACAGUCACGUCACGGACUGGAGAAGCAGCCUGGAGGCCCGAGAGUUGGGUCCUAGAGCCCCUGGGGAGGAGCCAGUUUCAGAUGUCUGCUGGACGUCCAGUUCAAGAUGUCUGAAGGGCAGUUGGAGCUGGGAGAUUGGAGCUCUGCCUUCUCCCCCUCAAAGGAUCCUCAAAGAGGCAACAAUGACUUCAGGGCUCCUUUCAGCCAUGCCUCAGGCGGCACUGAUGUUCAGGGACGUGGCCGUGGACUUCACCCGGGAGGAGUGGAGACGCCUGAGCCCGGCCCAGAGGGACCUGUACAGGGACGUGAUGCUGGAGAACUAUGAGAACCUGGUCUCUGUGGGCCAGGUGCAGUGUGCUGACCAGGGCAACAGGUGCCCAACUGUCAGCAGCCUCAGGCCAAAGAUCCUUCAGACUUCGCUUUCCAAACCCGAGGUGAUCUGCCGCCUCGAGAGGGGAGAAACCCCCUGGGUGCCCCGGCGAGGAGCCUCCAGGACCACUUGUCCAGGUUCCCAUCGUCAGGAGACUAGCUGUGACAGCAACAGCAUGACUUCCAAGCAGGAUGUUGUUAUAGGAGCACCGUCUAAGGAAAGACUGGCAAAGAGUUGGUAUUCCAAGGCAGGAGAAACUUGGGGGUGUGAUGGCAGGCUAGGAAGACAGCAGUGCAGCCCGGAGAGACACGCCAGACAAGUAACGGGCACAAAUGGAAAGCCUGAAGGUGAAACAUUUGGAAGAAGUUUGAAUCUGGAGUCCGUCUUUGUUACUACACAGAGAACUCCCACAGAAAAAAGUCUCCAAAGUCAUGCAGUUACAAAGGGCAUAAAACAGUUUUCAGAACUAUUUAAAUAUAAUAGAAUCCCCCUUGGGAAAAUGCUUUGUAAGUACAAUAAAUGUGGAAAGUCCUUUAGUUAUCACUCUGAUCUCAUUCAGUUUCGUAGACAGCAUACUGGAGAAAAGCUGUAUGAGCGUAACGAACAUGGGAAAGCCUUCAGCAAAAGACCAUACCGUACUCAACGGAAGAAAAUUCGUAAUCGAGAGAAACGUUAUAUAUGUAAUGAAUGUGGAAAAGCCUUUAGUCAGUGGGGAAGCCUUAUUGAUCAUCUGAGAAUCCAUACCGGAGAGAAGCCUUUUCAGUGUAAUGAAUGUAAGAAAACCUUCAGCCAGAGGGGAACCCUUAUCAGGCAUCAUAGAAUUCACACUGGAGAGAAGCCCUUUGAAUGUAAUGAAUGUGGGAAAGCCUUUGGCAACAAUUCCUGUCUUACGCUGCAUCAGAGAAUUCAUACUGGGGAGAAACCUUAUGUAUGCAACGAAUGUGGGAAAGCCUUUAGUGGGCGGCAAAACAUGAUUCAUCAUCAGAGAAUUCACACAGGAAAGAAACCAUAUCAAUGUAAAGAAUGUGGGAAAGCCUUUCGACACAGGGCAUCCUUUGUUUGUCAUCAGAGAAUGCACACUGGGGAAAAACCUUUUCAUUGUAAUGAAUGUGGGAAAGCAUUUAGACGAAAGGAAAACCUUACUGCACACAGGAGAAUUCAUACUGGAGAGAAGCCCUUUGAAUGUAAUGAAUGUGGGAAAACUUUCAGCAACAAUUCUUGCCUUACUUUACAUCAAAGAAUUCAUACUGGAGAGAAACCCUACAAAUGUAAUGACUGUGGAAAAGACUUUAGGCACAGGGCAUCCUUUACCUAUCAUCAAAGAGUUCAUUCUGGAAAUAAACCAUAUAACUGUAAGGAAUGUGGUAAAGCUUUCAGUCAAAGAGCUAAUCUUAUUGAACAUAUGAGAAUUCAUACUGGAGAAAAACCUUUUGAAUGUUAUCAGUGUGGGAAAGCCUUCAUCAAUAAUGCACGACUUACAGUACAUCAGAGAUUUCAUACUGGAGUGAAACCUCAUGAAUGUAAUGAAUGUGGUAAAGCUUUCAUGCACAAGGCAAGCCUCACAGCGCAUCAGAGAAUUCAUACUGGAGAGAAGCCCUAUAAAUGCAGUGAAUGUGGGAGAGCCUUCAACCAGAGUGCACAUCUUAUGAGGCAUCAGAGAAUUCAUACUGGAGAGAAACCUCGCAAGCCUAAUGAAAAUAAGAAGACAGCCAACCAGUUGGGAAUCCUGGGUGCAAAUGAGUCAGUAAAUACUAGAGAGAAUCUUUAUCAUUGUGAUGAAUGUGGGAAAGGUUUUAGGCAGAAAUCAUACCUUUCUCUCCAUCAGAGAAUUCACACUGGAGAAAAACCUUAUCAUUGUAAUGAAUGUGGAAAAGCUUUCAUUGGGAGAGGACAGCUCAAUACACAUAAAAGAAUUCACACUGGAGAGAAACCCUUUGAGUGCAGUGACUGUGGGAAGGCCUUCAGCCGAAAGGAACACCUUACUGCCCAUGAGAGAACUCAUACCGGAGAGAAACCCUAUCAGUGUAAAGAAUGUGGAAAGACGUUUAGCCAGAACUCACACCUUACAGUACAUCAGAAAACUCACACUGGAGAGAAACCAUUUUUGUGUAAUGAUUGUGGAAAAGGAUUUAGCUACAGGACCUCCCUUAUUUCACAUCAGAGAAUUCAUACUGGAGAGAAGCCCUUUGAGUGUAGUGUAUGUGGAAAAAACUUUAGUCAUAGACCAUCACUUAUUAAACAUCAAAUAAUUCAUACUGGAGAGAAACCUUUUGAAUGUCUUAAAUGUGGGAAAAGCUUUACCCACAGGUCAUCAUUUAUUAAACAUCAAAGAAUUCAUAAUGGAGAGAAAGCCUACUAGUGAAAUGAAUGAACAAAAGCCUUUAGCCAGAGGGGAAAAUUUAGAAGGGAUUAAUGCUGAAGAAAAAGCCUUUGACUAUUGAAUGUGAAAGCUUUUGUCCUGGUUCUUGAUUAACUUGUUUUCAGAGACCUCACAGUUGGAGGCAGCCUGAUGUGAGUACUGGACUUGGAGUCAGGAAGGCUUCAGUUCAGAUCCUCUCUCUUGACACUUUCUAGCCAUGUGACCCUGAGCAAAUCGAAUCUCUUUGGGCCCAGUUUCCAAAUCUGUCAAAUGGAGAUGAUCGCACCUACCUCACUAGAUUGUGGUGAGGUUAAAAUGAGAUCAUGUACUUAAAGCACUUUGCAAUCCUUAGAGCGUUAUAUAACUGAACUGUUAUUUUUUAUCCCUGGUGAGAAACUACAGAAAAGCCAAGACUGUGGGAGAGCCUUUUUCCCAAGGUGAUGUCCUACUGUACAUCAGAGAAUUUAUACUGGUGAAAAAAAUUCCAUAAGUUUACCGAAUGAGGUAAAGUCUUUUGUUUUUUAAAUUAAAGUUUUAUUUUUUUAAUUAA
Molecule: messenger RNA, 3752 nt
Organism: Phascolarctos cinereus (koala)
Lineage: Eukaryota; Metazoa; Chordata; Mammalia; Diprotodontia; Phascolarctidae
Biological process (GO): regulation of DNA-templated transcription
Source: RefSeq, a predicted model, not a curated record